AUGUUCGCGGUGAUGAACGCGGCAGGAUUCGUUCCUCACGACUUCGUCGAUCUCGACGGCGAGCGAUUCAAGUCCGCGGUGACGAUCUCCAAGGCGAGAAGAAGGGAGCAACAUCGUGAUGGCGACGGCGACGACGACAGGAGGUGCAAGACGUUGCAUCUUCUACGGGUCAGAGGCUCGCAGCGGUUGUCGGCUGAAGGGAUCUUCGUUCUGACUGACUACUGCCGACGCCUCCGCGAAUUGUCCAUAUCAUACUCGUUAUUGAGCGACGAGUUGCUCUUAGCGCUAUGCUCGGUGAAACAAAUCCACCUGGAGACCCUGCGAAUAGAAGCGCACCCGGAAACUAGGCCCCUUCCAUACAUCAGCGACAAAGCGUGGUCUGUGUUUUCGAAUCGUCUACCCAAUAUGAACGUCAUACUAUUGUCUUACAUGGCUGACGAGGACGAUGAAAGAUUGUUAUUUACGCCGCACUUCCCCGUGACGCAUCUCUACUUAGGCGACGCGCCGUCGCAGGCGACGAUAUCGCGAAUCAGCGAGCAGUGCCCACGGCUGAUAGAACUAGUGAUCGCCGCUUACGAGUCCGGUCCGAUCGAUCGCUUCUUGAUCUCGAUAGCUAAGAAUUGCGCGCAGCUCAGCGCCGUCGGCUUGGGCGACUGCGAAGUUACCUGUUCCGGGUUGGCGAGAUUCGUCGCGCUCUGCGCGCGUCGUCUUCAGGCGCUGUACGUGGUGGAGAUGUCGCUGAUAGAAGACGCUGAAUUCGACAUCACCGGAGUGUCGGCGAACGUGUCGUCGCUCCUUGGUCGGACAUGGGUGCCGGAAUACGUGCCGUUAUGGUGACCGGAGCCCUGAGGAGUGAGCGAAGAGAGGUUUCAGUCCCAUGACAGA
Messenger RNA from Harpegnathos saltator (Jerdon's jumping ant), 885 nucleotides. Its product is annotated as F-box/LRR-repeat protein 21. Lineage: Eukaryota; Metazoa; Arthropoda; Insecta; Hymenoptera; Formicidae. Gene Ontology annotation, biological process: SCF-dependent proteasomal ubiquitin-dependent protein catabolic process. The coding region runs from base 1 to 837 and encodes 278 amino acids. The record is from RefSeq and is a predicted model, not a curated record. The transcript has 4 exons. Gene Ontology annotation, cellular component: SCF ubiquitin ligase complex.